AACUCCUACAUAAUCUGUGAAUUCUUUCCAUGUUUCUCUGUUAUCAUCCUUUUCGUUCCCUUGUAAUAAAGAACCUUCUGCUAAUCCCUUUUUAAAAUAAGUAAUACCACUUCUAAACCUAUACUAAGAUAAUUUUCUUCUAAGUUUUCUUUAAUAUGACAAACGAAGCAGCUUUGAGAUCGUCAAUGGUAGGUCUUGCAUUGGUGAUGGUGUUGGUAUGGUUAUGGACACAGUCUUUAAAGAAGACGGUUAUUACUUAUGCGAUCGGCGUUUCUCUGAUCGCUGGCAUAGUCUUACCUGACUGGGACUUCUUUGAUCGGAGUUUCUCCCGCUGGACCUACCCUGUUACGGCCGAGGAAAGAGCCGCCGCUCUCUCCCGCAAAUCACAAUCUUCAAGGUUUAGUGUGUACCCUAUGCGGAUGGUUGUAUACGUAACGGCGUACGGAUAUGCAGUGUAUAGGUGGUGGAUGUUCGUGACGAAAUGAAGCCAUUUUGUUCCAUCUUUCUGUAUGUUCUGUGUUGAUUAGCAUAUUAUGUUAGCGGUGUUCCUUCAAAUAAAAAUUAUUUUGAAUUCUGAAUGAUUUGUCAGACCUACUAAAACCAAAAAAAAAAAA
This is a messenger RNA of Brassica oleracea var. oleracea, 614 nucleotides long. RefSeq lists its product as uncharacterized. The transcript has 2 exons. The record is from RefSeq and is a predicted model, not a curated record. Bases 156 to 485 code for a protein of 109 amino acids. Gene Ontology annotation, cellular component: endoplasmic reticulum membrane; signal peptidase complex. Gene Ontology annotation, biological process: anther wall tapetum development. NCBI's taxonomy places the organism in Eukaryota, Viridiplantae, Streptophyta, Magnoliopsida, Brassicales, Brassicaceae.